AGUCGCCACUUUUUUGUUUGCCUUCAGCGUUUUCGUCGCAAACAAUUAAACAGAGGGGGACCAUAAAGAUACUCACAAAAGCAGUUGAAAAAACAUUAAAUUUCCUCUGAAAAAUAUUGUGGCAAAAGAGCUGUUUUAGUGAAAGAAACAGGGAGCAAAACCUCAAAAGAACGAAACCCAAGAACUAAUAAACAAGCAGACCAGCUUCGAUGGCGCUCUCUGACGCAACAAUGUCAAACGACAGUAAUGUAAAUUACACCUCAAAUGACGAAAUGGACUCUCAUUCCCAAGAAGACUUUGAUGUAAUCAUAGCUAUCUUCGUUAUCCUGUGCACGAUUGGGCUAUCUAUAAUUGUUAUCAACGGCUUCGUCAUUUAUCUUGUGUGUACCAGACAGUAUCUGAAGACAGUGACCAACUUCUGCCUGGCAAGCCUGGCGAUAUCCGAUAUGUUAUCGGGUUUGUAUGCAGUACCACUCAUUAUCGCCUGUACCACCCAUAAUAACUAUUAUAUCUGUGUGGCUAUGGACUUGGGGCAAAGAUUCCUCUCGAUAUCAACCGUGCUCCACCUACUCUUGAUAACAUUGGAGAGAUAUUUUACAAUUGUGUUCUCGGUCAUGAGAACUACGUCAGUCAUCUCCAAGAAAACCUGCGUGGCAAUUCUGUUGGUAGUCUGGUUAACCUCACUCUGCGUCUCACUCUCCCAAAUCUCAUUCAUGCGCGAUCCAAUGAAAGCACCAAGCCAAAGCCAAAUCACCUACGAUUUUGUUUGCCUGGCGGUACUAGCCGUUGUUCCUCUAGUGAUAAUGGGAGUGGCGUACUUCCAUAUUUUCUACACUCUAAGGAAACACUGCGAACAAAUAAAGCGCGACGUAUCUCAUAUUUCUUCGCAGUGCACGCAACACAACUCCAAAAAAGAACGGAAAGCCCUGCUUAUCUACAGCGCAAUGAUUUGCGUUUUCAUCGUGGGAUGGUUCAACUAUUUUUUCAAUUCGUUGCAAGAGGAUUUAGGCAAUAGGGUAGGGAUCCCAUUAUGGGCUGAUGUAAUUUUAUUGAUUUUGAGGUUUAGCACUGGUCUCCUAAACCCACUGUUGUACACCUUUCUCAAGCAGGAUUUUCGGCGAGCCAGAAAAUCAAUUUGCUCUUCGAGAAAACGUACUGGAUGGUAUCGUCGAUCCACAUUUACAUCUUCGUUUUCCACCAGAAAAACAGGCCUUUCUUCUAACUCAUUUGCCGAGUCUCAACAAAUGGCGUCUUCUCUUUAAAACGUGCGGAUUAUUGAAACACACUCUCGCGACUCAAUCGUUACCUUUUACUAACUACAUAGUCUGCCACAGAGUGGAACAAAAAGAAGUGAUGAGUGAAUUCAAACCACAUUUGGACUAUCAUCAAAAUGAUGUGCGUAACGUAGUGUUUUUUCAAGGUGCGCAAUGGACGAGCCCAAUCUAGGGGAUAGCCCCUCUCCCCCUGACAGGAAGAAGUGUGCCCCAAGCUGACGAAACCCAGCCUAAUGCACGCCCUAAGAAACACGGAAGGGAGGAAAAAGCGGACGCGCGAAAAAUGGGGUAAGAGGAGGUAAAAAAAAAACUGAUGGAGCCGUAACUACCGUUUAACGCUAGUGCUCUGUUUCGUUCGUUUCCAAUUACGCAAAAAAAAUGCAAAUGAGCUUGCAUUUCAGUAAUU
Molecule: messenger RNA, 1680 nt
Organism: Pocillopora verrucosa
Lineage: Eukaryota; Metazoa; Cnidaria; Anthozoa; Scleractinia; Pocilloporidae
Source: RefSeq, a predicted model, not a curated record